AUGGAUGCUAACGUCUAUUACAGAGAUCAAUCAAUUGCACUAUAACACUUCAAAGACUAUAUAUACACCUUAGCUUUAUUAAGAGAGAGUCAUAUGGCAAGUGUCAAGAUAUGGGUUUGUCUCGUUUUGCUUCUACUACUCGAACUGACCCCAGUGCACCAAUGUCGAUCUUUGGUCGCAGAAGAGCGACUUUCCGGUUCAAGUCGUCUGAUGAAGAUUAGAAGAGAGCUUUCUGAGAGGCUAAAAGAGCUGAAUGCUAGAUUAGAAGGUGAAGGCGUGGUCCUUGGCAAUACUCUUGACUCGAAGCGGCUCAGCCCCGGUGGUCCUGACCCAAGGCAUCACUAACGAAGGAGGAGACAAAACAAUUCUGCAUGCA
Messenger RNA from Raphanus sativus (radish), 376 nucleotides. RefSeq names its product CLAVATA3/ESR (CLE)-related protein 3. NCBI's taxonomy places the organism in Eukaryota, Viridiplantae, Streptophyta, Magnoliopsida, Brassicales, Brassicaceae. The record is from RefSeq and is a predicted model, not a curated record.